AUGUCGUUGAGGCCGAACUCGAGGGCGGAGGUCCGCCGGAGCCGGUACAAGGUGGCGGUGGACGCGGACGAGGGACGACGCCGGAGGGAGGACAACAUGGUGGAGAUCCGAAAGAACAAACGAGAGGAGAACCUGCUGAAGAAGCGGCGCGAGGGGCUCCAAGCUCAGCAAUUUCAGCCUGCCGUCAAUGUUCAGCCGCUCGACAAGAAGUUGGAAAGCCUUCCUGCGAUGAUCGCUGGGGUUUGGUCUAAUGAUGCUAAUCUGCAGCUAGAGGCUACAACUCAAUUCCGUAAACUUCUCUCAAUAGAGAGAAAUCCGCCAAUUGAGGAAGUUAUACAAUCUGGAGUUGUUCCUCGUUUUGUUGAGUUUCUCGGACGAGAUGAUUACCCUCAACUUCAGUUUGAGGCAGCGUGGGCCCUCACAAACAUUGCUUCUGGAACUUCUGAAAAUACCAACGUUGUGAUUGAUCAUGGUGCUGUUCCAAUUUUUGUCCGACUUCUUAGUUCUCCAAGUGAUGACGUGCGCGAACAGGCAGUUUGGGCAUUAGGAAAUGUUGCUGGUGACUCGCCAAAGUGUCGCGACCUUGUCCUUGGUUAUGGGGCUUUAGUGCCUUUGUUAGCACAAUUUAAUGAUCAGGCAAAAUUGUCCAUGUUGCGAAAUGCGACGUGGACGUUGUCAAAUUUUUGUCGAGGAAAGCCGCAGCCACAGUUCGAGCAGGUCAAACCAGCAUUGGCUGCUCUUACUCGUCUCAUACAUACAAAUGAUGAAGAAGUCCUUACAGAUGCUUGCUGGGCACUUUCAUAUCUAUCUGAUGGCACUAAUGAUAAAAUCCAAGCUGUGAUUGAGGCUGGUGUGUGCCCUCGUCUGAUUGAGCUUUUACUUCAUCCUUCACCAUCAGUUUUGAUUCCGGCCCUGCGCACAGUUGGCAAUAUUGUGACUGGUGAUGAUGUCCAGACCCAGGUUAUCAUCAAUCACCAAGCUCUCCAAUGCCUCCUUAACUUGUUGAUCCAAAAUCACAAGAAAAGCAUAAAAAAGGAAGCUUGUUGGACCAUUUCAAACAUUACUGCAGGAAAUAAAGAGCAGAUUCAGGCUGUGAUCGAUGCUGGCGUAAUCUCCCCUCUAGUUCGUCUGCUUCAAAAUGCUGAAUUUGAGAUAAAGAAAGAAGCUGCUUGGGCUAUUUCUAAUGCCACUUCUGGUGGAACUCAUGACCAAAUCAAAUUUUUGGUGCAUGAGGGAUGCAUAAAGCCUUUGUGUGACCUACUGGUUUGUCCCGACCCAAGAAUUGUCACGGUCUGCUUGGAAGGUCUUGAGAACAUUCUAAAAGUUGGAGAAGCCGAGAAGACUCAAGGUAACACGGGGGAUGUGAAUGUCUUUGCACAGAUGAUUGACGAUGCAGAAGGUCUUGAAAAAAUUGAAAAUCUCCAAUCACAUGAUAACAAUGAGAUUUAUGAGAAGGCAGUUAAGAUACUCGAAACAUAUUGGUUGGAAGAAGAUGAUGAGCAGCUAGUGCCUUCUGAUGAUGCUCAACGUUCUGGCUUCAACUUUGGGGAUGAUUACGACGAUGAGGACGAGGAAAUGGACGACGAGGAGUACGAGGUUCAGAAUCUUGCAAAGUCAGAGCUGGCAUGCCCCUUUUGCCUCGAGGAUUUCGAUGUUCUCGGUUUGUGCUGCCACAUUGAUGCCGAUCAUCGUAUGGAGGUUAAACCUGGGAUUUGCCCCAUUUGCUCGUCAAAAGUGCGCAUAAACAUGGCUUCUCAUGCAAAGCACUUGUGUAACGUCAACAAAAAGUCUCAUUCUGUUGAUUCUUCUUCGUCAAAUGUCCCACCUGACUCAAAGCUUCUGUCGUUCAUCCAUAGCCCGAGUCAUGUUCACAAACCUCAAACCAAUCAAGAUGAUGUUUUGAAUCAAGCAAGCUUAUCGGUCGAAAGUAGCAAUUGCGAUUUGUUGGACAGAGUACAGUCAACUCCAUCAACGGACUCAAAUAAUGAGAGGAAAAUGAGUUACUUCUUGAGCUGGAUUUUCUGCUCGAGGUUGCCUGAAUCGGAUCGAUGUCUGCUUGAGGAUCACGCUGCGCGGCGCGGCGCCUGGCCAUGCGACGGUUGCUUUCGUCGGCGAUCGGCCUCUCGACUGAGGGAUCCUUUUCUACCACCGCAGCAGCUGUUAAAACCCAGGGCUCGGGAAGAUUUGUUGGUUUUUCAGGUGUUGAUUUUAGUGGAUUUGUCGAUGGCUUCCAGUACUCAUAACCCUAGCUCUAAAGGCCUCCUCUGCAAUGCUGGUGCCGGUGCUGCCGCCGGUGCGAUUGCAGCUACUUUUGUUUGCCCUUUAGAUGUUAUCAAGACUAGGUUCCAGGUUCAUGGGCUUCAACUUGCUAGUGCUAACAAUAAUAUAAGAGGUCGUGUUAUAUUGGGAAGUUUAGAAAGUAUUUUUCAAAAAGAGGGGUUGCGUGGUAUGUACCGUGGGCUCUCCCCGACAGUGCUUGCUUUGCUUCCAAAUUGGGCAGUGUAUUUUACAAUUUAUGAACAACUAAAGAGUUUUCUUGGUGCUGAUGAUGUAAAUCAUCAGCUCUCCAUUGGUGCCAACAUGAUGGCUGCUUCUGGGGCUGGAGCUGCAACAACUAUUGUAACAAAUCCUCUUUGGGUCGUCAAAACAAGAUUUCAAACACAAGGAAUGAGAAGUGGUGUGGUGCCUUAUAGUGGGACCUUAUCUGCAUUGCGAAGAAUUUUACAUGAAGAGGGCUUUUGUGGAUUGUAUAGUGGUCUUGUGCCGGCUCUAGCUGGUAUUAGUCAUGUUGCAAUUCAAUUUCCUACAUAUGAGAAGAUAAAAAGUUACUUAGCUGAGAGGCGAAAAACGACAGCAGAUAACCUUAGUGCAGGUGAUGUUGCCGUUGCUUCAUCAGUUUCGAAAAUAUUUGCUUCUACAUUGACCUAUCCACAUGAGGUUGUACGGUCAAGGCUUCAAGAGCAAGGGUACUACUCGGAGAAGCAGUAUUCUGGUGUUGUCGACUGUAUAAAGAAAGUAUAUGGGCAAGAGGGAAUCCCUGGUUUCUAUCGAGGGUGUGCAACUAACCUGUUCAGAACAACCCCAGCUGCUGUAAUUACAUUUACCAGCUUUGAAAUGAUUCACCGCUUUCUGCUUACGGUGUUCCCUCCCGAUCCACAUACUCAACCAUUGUGA
Messenger RNA from Striga hermonthica, 3174 nucleotides. The record is from the annotation of a GenBank genome assembly. NCBI's taxonomy places the organism in Eukaryota, Viridiplantae, Streptophyta, Magnoliopsida, Lamiales, Orobanchaceae.